AAGAUGUUAAGUUCCGUGGUUUCCCAAAUUGCCCCUAUUAUUUGGUUCAAUUUCUAAAGAUGACACUCAUCAGAAAAAUUAAAAAAGCUUCACUGCCCAUUCAUAUGCUGCUAUGGGGUGGUAUCUUUAGAGAGAGAGAGAGAGACUUAAGCAGAGUGAGUGAAUAAUGGGAAAAUCAAGUGCAUCAUGCUUCAAGAUCAUCAGCUGCGCAGGCGAAUCUGUGGACCAUGACGAUCUCCAAAGUCCCGAGAUCAGGUGGAGGUUUCUUGUAGUUGGAGAUUUCGGUGUUGAAGUUUUGGUGAACUUGGGAAAGAGUUCUUCAAGUGAUCGGCGUAGAUGGAGCUUCCGUAAGAGAUCUGCUCGGCAUCGGGUUUUGAGCAACAGUGUUGGUUCAGAAGUACCUUCGUCUGUGAACAAAGAGAACCCAGAAUCGCCAGCUGUCAACUUUUCACUGCAUCCCGACUCGUCUGUACAUGAGAAGCCCCUGGUUAUUCAGUUGACCGAAGAAACAACAGAGUUGACCCAUCAACUGGACUCAAAGUUACCAGAGAACCUUUCUGCGAUUGAAGAUGACUGCAAAAAAGAUAAAGUAACCUUCGAUGAGCCAAGUGUUGUAAUAAUCCAGGCUGCCAUUAGGAGGCUUCUGGCUCAGCAAGUGGUACUGAAGCAGAAGAACAUAAUUAAGCUGCAAGCAGCUGUGAGAGGACAUUUAGUCAGGAGGCAUGCUGUUGGAACUCUUCGGUGUGUUCAGGCCAUUAUUAAGAUGCAAGCUGUCGUCAGAGCACGACUUGCUGGUCGACUUGACAAUAAUGAUCCAACUCUCUUGGGGAAGAAGAGAGAAGCCAAACCAAACACUACACACACUUAUGUUUCCAUUGAGAAGCUACUCACAAAUGCUUUCGCACGUCAGCUUAUCGAGUCAACACCGAGGGAAAAACCCAUUAACAUCAAGUGUGACCCUUUGAGAUCUGACUCCGCCUGGAAAUGGUUCGAAAGAUGGAUGUCUGCCUCAUCAACUGAGGAUGAUCUGCCUGAGGAGAAUAAUCUUGAGCUUUCUGAUGGCCAAGAAGAUGUUUUAAUUCUGAGUAGUGAUUCUCAUGCUGAGUUCAAAGACAUGAAAUCUACUUUGGCUGCAUCGGCUGAAAAUAAUCUGAUCAGUUGUGACUCAACCAACUUGGAUCUCCACUCGACCAAAUCCUUAUCGUUUUCAUCCAGCCUCUCUGAUAUGCAUGAAGUCGUUGAACUAAACUCGACAACUGAAACAGCAGAAUCUGCUUCUGUCGAGACGAAAGAGACAGAUUUCAUUGAGGUGGUUGAAGCGAAAUCUCUUCCCCAAAAGGACGAAAAAACUGAAGACGAGCAGACUGAAUCCGAGUCAAAAAAGCUGUCGAGGAAAACGAGCAAUCCUGCUUUUGUCGCGGCACAAUCGAAAUUCGAAGAACUGACUUCUGCAAAAUUAGCCCCUUCAGUCGAGACUGAUCAACCAUUCAAAUCUACAGGAAAUGGGUUACCUGACAACACCACCACCGUAAUAUCUGCUGCCACAUCAGCGUUCCUGAUUGACUCUGAAUGUGGGACCGAACUAUCCAUUUCUUCUACCCUCGACUCACCUGACAGGUCAGAGGCUGGGCCCAACGAGAUCGAACAGGAAACGAAAGUGACCGAACAUUUUAUAACCGAAGAGAAUUUAGAAACCGAAGCUGAUGAUGAUAAAAAGCCAGCCGCAGUGGAAGCCGACUUAUCAUAUACCGACACAAAUGGUUCGAUGAUACAGGAAAGCGCCACCUCAGCUGCUGUCGAGUCCCUUGAUUAUUCCACCAAUGUUGAAGACUACCCGAGUGUAGAGAAAAAGCAAGAAGAAGUUAAGCCGAGUGACCUACAGCUGGAGGUCGAAUCCGAAGCUUCUCCAAGGAGCCAAAUAAAUUUCCCCGAUUUCCAAGCAACUCCUGGUAGCCAGGUGUCGUCUGCCAAACCCAAGAAAAAAAAGGGUAAGAAAAAGUCAUCAGCUGAUAAGAACCACAACCAAGAUUCUGGUUUGAAAAUUGGUUUGGAGCAGCUAAAGGAAACUAAAUCAGGAAAGAGGCGAAACUCGUUCGGCUCAGGCGGUAAGCCUGAAGACAAAGAGCAGGAGCCGAGAGAUAGUAGCAGCAGUAACUCUCUCCCGAGUUACAUGCAGGCAACUGAGUCUGCAAGGGCCAAGGCUAUUAUUGUGAAUGGGUCUCCAAGAUCGAGCCCAGAUUUACACGACAAGGAUAUUUACGGAAAAAAGAGGCAUUCUUUACCGGGUUCGAACGAGAGGCAAGGAUCUCCUCGGAUUCAAAGGUCUCUGUCUCAGGCACAGCAGAACACAAAGGGAACUGCUGCAACACAUUCUCCUCAAGGUUCCUACAUGUUCAGCCAGCAACUUAUAAGUUUCUAUGUUAUACUUGACUUGUCAUUUAUUUAUAAUGUGGUCUUCGAUCUCUGUUUUCAGACCGGAAAUGGCGGAGAUAUUGACUUGUUAAGACUCAUUAAGGAGUCAAACUUAAGAUUGUUUAUCGAUUUGAGUCGAGUUAAAGGAGCUUCGGUUCAGAGCCGAGCUAUAAGAACUCCUGUUCAAAACUGA
Molecule: messenger RNA, 2605 nt
Organism: Striga asiatica
Lineage: Eukaryota; Viridiplantae; Streptophyta; Magnoliopsida; Lamiales; Orobanchaceae
Source: the annotation of a GenBank genome assembly